Molecule: messenger RNA, 796 nt
Organism: Colletotrichum godetiae
Lineage: Eukaryota; Fungi; Ascomycota; Sordariomycetes; Glomerellales; Glomerellaceae
Exons: 1
Coding region: 161-712 (183 amino acids)
Source: RefSeq, a predicted model, not a curated record
UCUCAACUCUUCGUUGCAUGUGGCCUCGAUUCCUCUUUGCGCAUCCCGUCUCUUGCUCUUUUCUUUUCAGCUUCGUUUCUUCGUCGGUCUUUCUAAUUCGAUUAAAUGCCAUCUUAAGGGGCAUGAAGCCGAAGCUUUAGCGACCCUUCCACUGCAAUGCAUGUUGAGUAUUCAAAGUAUCUCAAUUUCAUCCUUUGCCCUCCCUCUACCUAGUCGUUCUCUAGACCAAAUUUUGGUGGUUUCAAUCGCCUCCUCCAGGAUCAAUCAGCCCGCACGCAGGCACAACCGAUUCAACGUUUCUGUCGAUUUCCCAGCAUGUUGCCUUCGGAUACGCCAUGGCAUAUGCACAUCAUGUGGAUAUCCGUUCAACUUUUCCCGUGCCCCCUUAGACUGUCCUCUCCACUCUAAAGUCCGUUUUUGUUUUCUUUUCCCGUCAUUCGAUCCCCAACUCCUCGUUUCUCUGACACGCUGUCUCAGUCAUGCAGCUCAAGAUCUCUUCUCCAAUCGCCCGGUCCAGGAAGCUACAAGAUUACCAUCUGCGACAAUCAUAGUCUUCCAGCCAACCCCGUCUCCUAGAUGCCUAGAUGCGGCCGCGACCAGGAGGGGGUGUGGGUGGGGAAGACACCAUCCUAGCAAACCAAGCUCAUCUUCUGCUGAGAAUGAGAUGCGAUGCCCAAACCUGCGAGGCAGAACCCCCUUCCACAGCUUCUGACCGGCUGCAGCUGGAAGGUCAGUAUCAGGUUUCGAUUGACCCAAACGAGAGGGAACAGAUUCUACUCAGUCCUACACCACAACC